This is a messenger RNA of Peronospora belbahrii, 1077 nucleotides long. Lineage: Eukaryota; Oomycota; Peronosporomycetes; Peronosporales; Peronosporaceae. The record is from the annotation of a GenBank genome assembly.
AUGACUGUGUACAUGCGCACCGAACAGGAAGAUGCAGUGGGCAGAGAGGGUGGUGGUGCAUCUGGGAAAUCGCUGGAGAUAAUAAAGACUGCUUCUGCAAUUGUCUGUAUGCUCAGCGCUGGGUACGUACACAACGUUUUGUGCAUGGAUGAACUCGCAUUUGCCAAACAGCAUGAGGUCCCCGUGGUGCCAAUUUCGUGCGAAUUCGUUACAAUGUCUGAAGAAUUACAGAUGUUUGUUUUUACGCGGCAGAUUGUGCCAUUUGGCCAGACUGUCACGUUGCGUCAUUCAAAGACGGCAGACUUCAGUAAAGAUGGUUCUUUCGUAUCUGACUCGUCAACCGUGGAUCACGUCGAGUUUGAGAUUGAUGAGGUUAAAUUUCAGGCCAGUCUUAGAAGUCUGAUCGACGGCUUACGAGAUGAGGUGGAAAUGCAUCGGCUCGGAGGCGAUCGCAAUCCGGCUGAACGGCGAGUUGGUAAACACCAGCCAUUGGGCAGGGCUGCAACGAUGAGGCGCCGACGAAUGGAUGAGGUUGUAAAUGCUGUAAUCUUUCGCGGUAGUGGGAGGAGGAAUACGUUUGGAGGACUGAUCUUUUCAAUCUUUGUUUCGCAUGGAGAUUGCCAUCGAGAUUUUGUGACGAGUUUGUGCACAGAGCUGCGGCGUCACCAAUUGCCAUUCGUGGUUGAUUCCAUGACAAACGUAUCCAGCACGAAGGAACGUAUUUUGGCAGCAAAGGAUGCAAUUCUACAGAGCUUGGUGGUUUUAGUUGUGCUAUCGAAACGUAGUGUGAAAACGGAGCUGGUAAGUGAUCAGUUGGCGUUUGCUGAAGACAAAGGAAAAACGAUUGUGCCCAUUUAUUUCUCCAAGCAACUACGAGGCGUGGAUUUUACCUUAGACAAGCUUCUUGACCGAGAAGGUCGCACGUACAUCUUUUCCAACGAUAUCAGCUGUGGUCGUGGAUUUGGUGAGUUAUUGCAUGACCUGCGCACAGGGACAACAAGGAUGUUUGCUCGAGUGGCGCUGGUGUUUCCUUGUUGUCAAACCAAGUCGCACAAGAAACAGUCCGUCGUUUGCUAA